AUGCAUGUCAAAGAACAAGAUAAUUUUCUCGUAGGGAUUCAGCAUGCCUUGAGUCUACCAAUUCGCACACGAUGUGCGGAAUUAACAGUGCUAUUAGAUCGUGCCAGCUUGCUACAACAACACAAUCUCUUUCCAGUUUUAAUAGAUAAUAUAUUUGGCCCACAAGGCACCCUGUCAUGGGGUCUUCGAACUACUACAGAAACACAAUGUGAAGAUUUUCGGCAACUGCAACACUUUUUGUCACCUUGUGGACCACUCUUCAAAUUGAUUUAUACCCUGCUCAAAGAUUCCAAUAUCAAAUAUGAUUUUCCACUAGCUUUUCUCCCAACAAAAAUCAGGCAAUUUCUUGAACAUUCCUCAGGGCAUCCAUUCUAUUCUGAGUUAUGCCACAUCAAUUCUCAGGCUAAGCAUGUUGUAUCUUUAAUGCUGAAUCCCUUUGACUUCUACAUGUUCCAUUUUGCCUAUCACCUGAUCAAUCCAUGGCAACAAAGAGCUGGUUCUGCUGUGACCUCUUGGAACACUGUUUACUAUGUGCUUUGCUGUGAUUACAUUAUUCAUUUUCUGCCUACUGAACCAGGAGCAGUGGUGUUGCCCCUUAUUUAUUACAAUGGCAAAAAUCCACUACAAGCAAUGAACAGAAAUCUCUUUGAACAACAGCCAAAAAGUUCAGGUCUUAUAAAUGCUAAAACUUUAGCAAACGCCAAUGAAGACUCAUUUCAAAAUAAUUUAGAUGUUCACCACCCUCGGAAUGACAUAUGGCGAAGUGAAAGUGUUCUGACAAUUUUCACAGACAUGUGGUUGCACAAUAAUCAAGUCAACGAAACUGACAGCAGUUUGAGCAGCUCCUAUAAUUCAUCACCCUCAAUGAGGUCCUUCCAUCAUAAUGAAUUACCGACUGGCGAAUACAUGAGAAUAAUCAGGGUGCUAAUAAAACAGUUGCAUUCCUUUCAUGCCAGUGCCCGAGCUGAUGACACUUACAUGGGGGAACUGAAAAAAAUUUCACUUCACAUGAUACAGGGGAAGUUUUACAUUUUCCUGAGAAACUUGAUCCAUCGUUGGCCAUUGGAUGGCUCGUUUCGGCUCGUUUUGGAGCUGUGGCUCAGCUUCAUACAACCUUGGAGGUAUCCUCCAAAUAAUCUGAUUAAGCACAUCAACAAAAAAGAGACCAAUCCUGAUCUCGAUGAUAUCACGGCGGGAUCUCAAAACGGAGUGGAAAAGGAGUUUAUACCGUUUAUUGCAGAAAAUCUACUGGCUUUUGUGGUUAUUUUCCAACAGCUUUUACCGAGGUUCGGUAGAGUAGACUUGGUCAGUCCGAAGAUGUCUCUUAUGCUGUACAGAAUAUCCAAAGUUUUCGAUCAACCCAACUUGCCGGAGUUCAUAAGAGAAGUCGAGCGUUGCGUGGAAAACAACAAUUCGCCCACGCACAAAUUCAACAACGAUCCAUGGAAAAACAACUUGCCGCCCCUCAAUCCCACCGCCACGUGGUCUACCAACACCGGGGGCAGGAAUCUGCUGGCCGCCCCUUUCUUGGGCGGUGAGCCGCCCGCAGACAGAAAAUGGGCGGCAAUCGUACGGCAAAGGAUUUUCGAGCUGGAAGGACCCAAUUUCGUUUAUAGACCGCUGUUUUCAGAGCCGCCUGCUCCGGAGGUAUUCGAGCUGAUUAUGCAGAUAAAAAGAUCCAUAAGAUACGCUGAGGAAUUGGUGAGGAACAAGGAACGUGAAGAGGAAGAAUUGUACUCGGGAUUCUGGGGCAGUAUCAAGUAUUUCUUUCAGAACCCAGUGCCAAACGACGAGUUUACUUUGAAGGAUCGUCAGAAGGUGCCCAUGUAUUUACAAGUUUCGCUGCAGAACCUCAUGGAUAUGUUCAACAUUACCACCGAGAUAUUAGAUCGUGAACCGGAACUGGAACCAGCGCCAUCUUAUGGAAGCAGUGCUUUCGAUAUGUCCGACGACAUGAAAUUCCUGACCCCCGAAAAAGUGAGAACGAGAAUCAAAAGUAUCAGAUAUGAUGGGGACCCGGAUUUGCACCCCAUUAAAACCUCAGAAAACACCUUUCUGGUUAGGACCUUGUAUCAGAUUGCCCAAAAAAUUAACGAAAUUUACGGGCCGACGUUCUACCAGCUGUACCAUAGCCCGACUUUUGCGGGCCGUCUCGCCCAAGAGAUCCUAUGCCCGCCCAGGACCGUCUUCAGGUACGACAAAUCCACGAUGGGCUCGCCCCGAGUGGGCAGCCAUCUGCCGCCCAGGGUGAGUCUGCGCUUCAUGGGCAGCUACAAGUUCAUGGCGUACUUUUUGCUGGGUGCUUUAGUAGCUUGGAUGCUGGGGUACAGUGCCAUUUUCGACGUGAUAAUGAAAAUGGUGUACGGAGUGACUUGGAUCACCCCUGUGGGGGUGUGUAGUCUGAUCUGCAGCAAAAUUCUCUCUGUGAACGAUUUGUAUCGAGUGACUGUCCAAUUGGGGUGGUUUAUAAUGACUGUUUUGAUCGGUGUCAUGUUGUAUCAACUAGUGAUUAUGCAACUGUUGUACAUGGUCAUCGUCAAGAAGAAUCCCUAUCAGUAUUAUGUAGCGUUGGCGCCAGGAAUGUUGACUGCAUUCGCGACGGCUUCCACAGCAGCUUCUCUACCGAUCACUUUCGAGAUAAUGGACAAAAAAGUGAUGAUAGAACCGAAGAUAAGCAGAUUUGUACUUCCCAUAGGAUGCAAUGUGCACCUGGAUGGAACGGCAAUGUUCCUACCUAUAGCAACCAUUUUUAUUGCACAAAUAUCCGGAAUCUCAUUGGGAAUCGGAAAAUUGAUCACAGUAGGCAUUGUAUCUGUCAUCACUUCCCUUUCUUCUGCAAGUGUUCCCAGUGGUGCAUUGGUACUCCUUUUAUCCGUACUUGCCUCGAUUGACGUAUUUGUUCCGGAAGUGUCUCUAUUAUUCGCCAUAGAUUGGCUUGUCGAUCGUAUUCGUACCACAAAUAAUAUGCUUGGCAAUUGUUACACUGCCGCCAUAGUUGAAAAGUUGUCGAAAAUUGAGUUAUCGUUGGAUGAUUCUACUGUUAUAAAGAAAGAAUGCCAUGAUGUUUUAGAGACUCUGGUGAAGAAACCAGGAGAUUCUAUUGAUUUUGUAUAA
Molecule: messenger RNA, 3114 nt
Organism: Phaedon cochleariae (mustard beetle)
Lineage: Eukaryota; Metazoa; Arthropoda; Insecta; Coleoptera; Chrysomelidae
Source: the annotation of a GenBank genome assembly